CACGAGUAGACUGAAGCUACAGGCUGAAGCUACUGGCUGAGAAGAGCAGAUAAUUCGGCAGCAGGUUAUCAUCAUCGUCAACAUCAUCGUCACCAUGAAGAUGCUGACUGUGUGCGUACUUCUUUGUGCCAUGAUGGCUCUGGCUACAGCUCAAUCGGGUCCAGAAGAACAGACAGACCUGGUUAAGAGGACUUGUCGUUGUCCCUGUGGUUGGACAAGGAUCCGUGGCCGCUGUUUCCGCUACGUUCCAUACUGUAGGCGUUGGGCUGAUGCUGAGAAAUACUGCCACUAUCUGGGUGGAAAUCUUGCAUCGAUACAUAACUAUUGUGAGUACCGUGCAAUUCAGAGGUUGAUCGCGUGCACCAGUCGCAGCUGGUAUACAGUGGCAUGGAUCGGAGGCCAUGAUGCAGCCCAGGAGGGAACUUGGCUGUGGACUGAUGGUACCACAUUCAGGUAUCGGUACUGGUGUCGUGGAGAGCCCAACAAUGGCGCGUGUCGUGGUCAGCACUGCAUACAAAUGAAUUAUUCAGGUAACAGGUGCUGGGAUGACGACAACUGCCAGAAGAAAAAGCCAUUCGUCUGUGUCAGGAGACGCUGAUGAUUCCUGACAUAACGCUGCACAACAGCACAAACACUGGCAAAAGCAACUAUCUUUGUGCUGAUCAGUCUAAUAUGACGUAGAGGCUCUAUAUCUCAUAUCAUUUCAUAAAAUUAUUUUAUUUCUAUCGCUGUAACGCUACUGAAGGAACGAAGUGACAAGUGAUGUAAACAGCAGUUGGAUUUUCUCUCAGGCCUUGUGCCUUUAAUAAGAGCAGAUUGAAUGUGUUUUGUAAAGAAUGCUUUUAGCACCUUUUUCUUUCAAUUGAACAAGAGCUGCAACUAAUGUUUAUUUUCAUUAUCCAUUGAUCUGUCAAUUGUUUUAUAAAUUAAUCAAUUAGUCAUUUGCUCGAUUGAAUGCCAGAAAAUGGUGGAAAAUGUUUCUAGCGGGCAAAGAUACAUCCUCAAAUGAUUUGUUUGGUCCUGACUAACAAUAAACAACCCAAAGAUACCUAACCUUUGUUUUUUACUAUCAUAGAGGACAAAAAAAACAAAAUAUUCACAUUUAAGAAGCUGGAACCAAAGAAAUUGAGCAUUUUUCUUUAAAAAAAAAAAAAAAUCAGCAUUAUUGAAAUUGUUGGCUUGACUGAUUAAUGGACUAAAUGUUGCAGCUCUAGAUUGAACUGUUUUUUCUUGUCUCAUGCAAAAAUAAAAAGCUCAAGCAUUGAAACAAA
Scomber scombrus (Atlantic mackerel) is the source of this 1271-nucleotide messenger RNA. Its product is annotated as ladderlectin-like. The transcript is spliced from 6 exons. NCBI's taxonomy places the organism in Eukaryota, Metazoa, Chordata, Actinopteri, Scombriformes, Scombridae. Bases 95 to 598 code for a protein of 167 amino acids. The record is from RefSeq and is a predicted model, not a curated record. Gene Ontology annotation, molecular function: signaling receptor activity.